GAUGGAAUAAAACGCUAGUGUUAAUGUAAUAACGCCUUUUUUCCGGAGCUUCACAUAAGUUUCAAACAAUGGUAUCUCAAGCGCUAUCAGUUCCUGCAUUUCCCACCUUCACUAUCGCUUCUCACAGCAAAAUCCCUUCCCAUCUCGCGUUUUCUCACAGAAACCCCUGCACGAUAACUUCUUCCUUGUCAAGCCCCCAUGCCCAUUCAUCAAAAAUCGGUUUAUCAAGUAAAACCCGUGGUAUUCGAUUAAAACUUGAUGAGAAAAAUACACAUGAUGUUAGUACAAGCUAUGGUGUAAUUGAAGCCAAGAAUGGGAACCCGCCAAUAUCACCAGCAGUGGUGACUCCUGGAGGAGCUAUUGAUCUCUCAUCUGUUCUGUUCAGGAAUCGUAUAAUAUUCAUAGGACAGCCCAUUAACGCACAAGUGGCUCAGAGAGUUAUUUCGCAGCUUGUGACUUUGGCUACUAUUGAUCCAGAAUCAGAUAUACUGAUGUACAUAAAUUGCCCUGGUGGAAGCACAUACUCGGUGCUUGCAAUUUAUGAUUGCAUGUCUUGGAUAAAGCCAAAGGUUGGUACAAUAUGUUUUGGAGUAGCUGCCAGCCAAGCAACACUUCUCCUUGCAGGUGGGGAGAAGGGAAUGCGCUAUUCAAUGCCAAAUUCUCGCAUUAUGAUGAGUCAACCACAGUGUGGAUUUGGGGGUCAUCCUGAGGCUGUGAGACGCCUAGUGAAUGAAGCUGUUAUAUCCCGCAAUAAAAUGGAUCAGAUGUUUAGUGCUUUCACCGGACAAACACUAGAGAAGGUGCAAGAGUACACAGAGAGGGACAGUUUUCUAUCUGCUUCUGAGGCUUUGGAGUUAGGUCUUAUCGAUGGUGUCCUGGAAACAGAGUAUUGAAUCUAGACUAUGUGCUGUAUAUUUGUAUUUCUAAAAAAGUUGAUAACUGUAACUCGCGAGUCAUGAAUAUACAACUAUUUGGAAGAUGACUUUCAUAGAAUGGUUAAUCUAGUUUUUCUUCUGCUGCUUUUAUGAA
This is a messenger RNA of Vicia villosa (hairy vetch), 1029 nucleotides long. Its product is annotated as ATP-dependent Clp protease proteolytic subunit 6, chloroplastic-like. Gene Ontology annotation, biological process: protein quality control for misfolded or incompletely synthesized proteins. Gene Ontology annotation, molecular function: ATP-dependent peptidase activity; serine-type endopeptidase activity; ATPase binding. Gene Ontology annotation, cellular component: endopeptidase Clp complex. The transcript is spliced from 9 exons. The record is from RefSeq and is a predicted model, not a curated record. NCBI's taxonomy places the organism in Eukaryota, Viridiplantae, Streptophyta, Magnoliopsida, Fabales, Fabaceae. The coding region runs from base 69 to 893 and encodes 274 amino acids.